Messenger RNA from Xenopus laevis (African clawed frog), 2426 nucleotides. RefSeq names its product arginine vasopressin receptor 2 (nephrogenic diabetes insipidus) L homeolog (gene avpr2.L). Bases 290 to 1372 code for a protein of 360 amino acids. NCBI's taxonomy places the organism in Eukaryota, Metazoa, Chordata, Amphibia, Anura, Pipidae. Gene Ontology annotation, biological process: G protein-coupled receptor signaling pathway; signal transduction; positive regulation of vasoconstriction. Gene Ontology annotation, molecular function: G protein-coupled receptor activity; peptide binding; vasopressin receptor activity. The record is from RefSeq and is a predicted model, not a curated record. The transcript has 3 exons. Gene Ontology annotation, cellular component: plasma membrane; membrane.
UUCCCUUCUCCUCCUCCCUGCGAGUGCACAACUAUCAGUCUCACUCUCCUGCCAAACAUAAAACUCCAACAGUCCAGGCUGAUGGCUGGGUCCUCAAUUCCUUCCUACUGUACAUUGUCCUUUUCCCGAUGGGAUUCUAGGGGCUGCAGAGCCAUGAGAAUGUAACACUGACAUGUCAACCCUCUACUCCUACACUUGACAUUUUGGAUUUCCUUAAAGAAAAAUCCUAAUAAUACUAAACCAGAUGCCUUGAUAAAUAGGAAGGAACUGUACAGAUUUCUCUAGCAAGAUGUCUGGGACACAGCCACCCUUUGAAACACCCAAUAUCACAGAACCAGCAGACGCGAAACGGGACCCUAUUGUAGCACAAUGGAACAUUGCAAUGCUGGCAGCAAUAUUUGGCUUUGCCACAUUUGGAAACUGCCUGGUACUGGUCACCUUACUGAGGCGGCGAAAGCACAAUGCCCUCAUGCACACCUUCAUGAUCCAUUUGUGCCUUGCGGAUUUGGUGGUCUCUUUCUUUCAGGUCCUUCCACAACUUGUCUGGGACAUCACUGACCGUUUUAGGGGACCAGAUGUGCUCUGUAGAGGAGUUCGGUACCUUCAAGUGGUAGGCAUGUUUGCUUCAUCAUACAUGAUCGUGGCCAUGACAUUUGACAGACACCAGGCGAUCUGUCGGCCAUUGAUGACCUUCAAGAAAGGGUCGGCGAGAUGGAAUAUUCCAGUGUCCUUGGCAUGGUUGGCUUCUGCUGUCUUUAGUCUUCCUCAGGGAUUCAUUUUUUCCAAGAAAGAGGUCCACCCAGGUGUAUUUGACUGCUGGGCUACAUUUAUAGAACCAUGGGGUCUUCAAGCUUAUGUUACAUGGAUUACAUUGGCGGUCUUCAUUCUGCCAGCUUUGUUUAUUGCCACAUGUCAAGUGCUGAUCUUUAGAGAGAUUCACCGUAGUGUCAAUACGGGCCCAGAACAUUCCCCAGGACCAAGGAGAAAAGCGAAGCUGAUGGGCGGGAGAAAUGGUACCCGUUCAGCAUCGGACUCUGGGGUGACCAGUGCUAUGGCAAAGACUGUUCGCAUGACUCUUGUCAUCGUGCUGGUAUAUGUUAUAUGCUGGGCCCCAUUUUUUAUUGCUCAGCUCUGGAACGUCUGGAAUAAAGAAUCAGCAGCUGGGAGUUCUGCCAUCAAAGUCUUGAUGAUCCUUUCCAGUUUGAAUAGCUGCACCAACCCUUGGAUCUACACCAUCUUCAGCAGCAGCGUGUCCAAGGACGUGAAAGAGAUUCUGUGCUGUGGCUGUCAGACACACCAACCCAAGAACUCUUUGCCAGAGGAUUCCUGUUUUACAGGUUCUUCCACCAUGCCCAAGGAGUGUAUGUACUGAUCAAGCUGUGAAUAAAACCUCAAUAUGGAUCUGCUGUGAAGCCUACUGAAAAUUCCACAAUGUGAUGGGUGGAGAAUCCUUUACUGAAUAAGAAGGUUGAGGAACACUUGUACUUACAUAACUGAUAUCAAGGAGCAAUCUUUUCUUAUUUUCCAGAUCUGGUGCCAUCACACUUUUUAGGCCUUUCAUGUUGUUGGGACUUGUUUCUUUGUUUAUGGAGGAGAUGCAAGCCAACCAGGAACUACAUAAUAGUACACUGUGUACAAUACACUUUGAAGGAUUUUGUAGUACAUACCUUUGAAUACCAAUGCUUACAGACCUAGGUCAUGUGGACUUUUCCAUCAAAAUGACCUUUGGUGAUAAAUGGACUCAAGUCGAGUCAUUAUCUUAGCAACUCCAUAUUCAUAUUCAUGUUUCCUAUAAUGCAACGGGGACUUAAGAAAAGGUGCAAGGAAUUUCGACAUGUCAUCAAUGAUAGAGGAACUGCAAUUGAUCUGAUCUCAGGAAUUACCCUCUUCUCCCUUACAUAUAAUAUAUUCUUUCCCUCUAGGGCAGUGAUCCCCACCCAGUGGCUCGGAAACAACACGAUGCGCUCCGACUCAUUGGGCAUUGCUACCAGUGGCCUCAAAGCCGGUGCUUAUUUUUUAAUUCCUGGUGUGAAGGCAAGCUUUAGUUGGAUGAAAAAACAUGUUUACUGCCAAACAGAAACUCCUGUAGGCUGCCAGUCCAUGUGGGGCUAAAAAUAGCCAGACGUAGUUUAUAUUUGUCCACAGGGAGGCUCUUCAUGCUUGUGCUGCUCUCCAACUAUUUUUACAUUUGAAUGUAAUGGGUAAAAUAAGUUGGGGACCCCUACUUUAGGGAAGUCUGUGCAUUCUGGGGGUCUGUGGAAGACAAUUCAACAAGUUUGCUUGUGCAGGGGCUGGCCUCAUACACACCAUCACUCCUAAGGACACCUUGCUUCUCAACAAGACAUAGCCAUUUAGGGGCAGACUUAUUAAGGUUCAAGUUGUGUUUUCCACAAAAAAUGUGAGUUUUCAAGGCUAUUUUGGAGUCA